AUGCAUUCGGUAAUAUUUUUCAGUCUCAUGGCUUGCGCACUCGUCGCGUCAAGAAGAGUUUCAUCCGGUCAGGAUGUAAGGCUAUACGGAGGAGCUCGUGAUGGACGAGUGUUGAACCUCGGCCUACAGGGCAAGUAUGAGGCAGCCGAGAGAGAAUAUGAAAGGUGUAAGAAUAUAGGUGAGAGAAACCUGUUGUUAGCAAUUCGACUACUAGCAACUUACCUGCAGUCCUGUUAG
This is a messenger RNA of Pochonia chlamydosporia 170, 237 nucleotides long. RefSeq lists its product as hypothetical. Lineage: Eukaryota; Fungi; Ascomycota; Sordariomycetes; Hypocreales; Clavicipitaceae. The coding region runs from base 1 to 237 and encodes 78 amino acids. The transcript has a single exon. The record is from RefSeq and is a predicted model, not a curated record.